UAGUCUUAAGAUAUUGACUUUCUUUAAAAUCGUAGGGAAGUCUAUACUUUCUUGAAUGAGUUAUUGAAAAAUUUUUAUCAUAACUACAGUGAUAAAUAUUAUUAACAAAUUAAUUAAUAAUUAUAUGUCGUAUACUAGAAUGUGAAGUCACAUCCUAGUUUAAUUCAAGUUUUAUCUUGCACAGAUGAUGAAAUUUGAAAGUUAAAGAUUACAAGUUUUGAAGAUAAAUAAAAGUUCUUGUUGCUUUUGAGAAAAAUGAUUGAAGAGCCAAAAGAAAUAGAAGAUCAAGAAAUCAUAGUAAAUGAGAUUGAUGGUCUUCCUAGUUUACAUGAUAACCAAAAAGAUCUACAAAAAGCACUAGCCUCUGAGCAAUCAUCAUUGGAAGAUUUGAAUGAUGAAGAUUUACCGACUUCUUUAAUUAUUACUAAUGUUGAUCCAGCAAUUUUUAAAGAUGAUGAUCUAAAAAAAGAAAUAGAAAUGAUGUUUAGUAAAUUUGGAGAAAUUCUUUCUGUUCAAUAUUUUCGAAGUUUUAAACGUAUUAGAGUUAAUUACAGUACUUCAUUGUCUGCAGCUAAUGCUAGAAUUCAAAUGCAUCAAAUACGUUUCUAUGACACAGUAAUUAAUUGUUACUUUGCACAGCCUGUAACACCAAUGGAUGCUGCUGAUCAACAUUUACAAUUGCCAGCUCCAGUAAAACAAUUUUUGAUUUCACCUCCUGCAUCUCCACCUGAAGGAUGGGUACCAAGGGCUGAAGGAGAACCACUUAUUAAUUAUGAUUUAAUUGCAGCAAUUGCUAGUCUUACUCCUGGACAACCUCAUGAGAUUCAUGCACCUACUGAUACACUACCAGGGAUUGUUUUGCAUGUUGCUGAAGGCUAUGGAAAUAAAAAUACAGUCACGAUUCCUCACACGAGGUUACCAGAUAAAUAAAAUUAUACUUUUUUGUUUUACUGAAUUUAAGCACUUAAAAGCAUGUUUUUUAAUUUAAUGAUCAAUUAUUUCAUAGUUAAUAGUAAAUAUUUGUUUAUAUACUAUUUUUGAAAGUAUAAGUAGUUAAUUAGUUGAUAAUAAUUAAACAUUUUAUUUAAACUGAUUACAUGUUGAUAUUUUCUCUCAUUCUAGUUACUUACCUCCUUAAGACUGUCUUUUAAAACUUUACCAAGAAAUGUAUAACUAUAAUACAUCUUAUUUUUUAACUGUUAUUUAGUUAUCUUGUACAUAAUUUUAAGCUAACAUUUUUUUUUUCAU
This is a messenger RNA of Daktulosphaira vitifoliae (grape phylloxera), 1248 nucleotides long. RefSeq names its product protein sarah (gene sra). The coding region runs from base 256 to 930 and encodes 224 amino acids. The record is from RefSeq and is a predicted model, not a curated record. Gene Ontology annotation, molecular function: nucleic acid binding; calcium-dependent protein serine/threonine phosphatase regulator activity. The transcript has 5 exons. NCBI's taxonomy places the organism in Eukaryota, Metazoa, Arthropoda, Insecta, Hemiptera, Phylloxeridae. Gene Ontology annotation, cellular component: cytoplasm; nucleus. Gene Ontology annotation, biological process: calcium-mediated signaling.